CCUUGCUUAGGAAGAAACAAGAAAAGGGUGUGCAUAGGUAGAAAUAUAAAGCUGUACCCUCGGUCUCUCCGGACCCUUCGUUCUCUCAACGGUUUUUCGGUAGAUAUUAUUAGGGUUGGGGCAUCUCGAUCUAAUCUGCUACGCUGGCGCAGUUCUCGCUGAUCGAUUCCUUCCCGCCGAUGGAGCUUCGCGCUAGCGAGCGGGAUUUUGUCAUCAAGGUGAAGUAUGGUGACACACUUAAGCGAUUUAGUGCUCAUGUCCAUGGAGAGGCAAUUGAUCACAACAUGACUAUACUGAGAAAGAAGAUUGUUAGCCUGUUCAAACUCAGUUCAGAAGCUGAUCUCGUCCUUACCUAUAUUGAUGAAGAUGGUGACGUGGUAGCACUUGACGAUGAUGAUGAGUUACAUGAUGCUGCUAUUAAUCAACACUUAAAUCCUCUUAGAAUCAACAUCUGCUUGAAAUCUAAUACUAGUGCAGUGUCUAACCUAAAGAAAGAGAAUGCGAGUUAUGCAACUGCUGUCCCUGAACAAGAAGAGAGCCAAUCACCUGAAAUAAUUUCAAUUAUUAAUGAGGUGCUAAAACCUGUCCCUGAACCACUUCGAUCUUCAUUUUCCAAGUUUUCUACUGAUUUCCUUCCAAAGAUUGCAUCAUCUUCACCAGUAGUAGCUGAUAUAGUAGACCACAUCGCCAAAUUAGGUAUACCAAAUGUCAGUCGGUCUUUGAACAGUUCAACUGGUGAGCCAUCAGAAGUACCUGAUCAAGUAACAAUUCAGCCAGUGGAUCUUAACGUCAAUGAAGAAUCAAAAAUCCAAAAGACUUCUGCUCCAACCUCCACAAUAUUAUCUGAUCCAGUUUCAGAGCAGCUGCGCGAGAAUCUAGUUUGUGCAAGUAAGGUUGAUAUAGACAAGACUCAGGCAUCUGUUCAUAGUCCCAAUUUACCAGUAUUUGAGCAAGCGUCUGGGAAUCAAAUUAGUAAUGUUGGUCAUCAUGGGAAAUCUGUCAUAGCUGGGUCUCCUCUCUUUGUGCCUCCUGCACAGACUGGGAUACAGAAUGAAGACUAUAAUCCAUCUGCUCAAGCUGGGACAAAUGCCGUUACUGCCAUGAUGGAUGAUCACAAGAACGAACAAUUUCCAAGUGGUGCAGCUCCUGCAGGAACACUUAGUGGUUUUAAUUUUGAGGGUGACAAAAAACAGCCCAGUACAGCUGACUUUCCCUUUUUGAAUGGUGCAAGGCUUAUUCCACAGCCAAACCAAAGAGAUGAUGGAUUUAUUGAUAAUCUGCUCCAUACUCGUCACAGGGGAAUUAUAUGUGAUGGUUGUGGAAUGUACCCUAUUGUUGGUCCACGAUUCAAAUCUAAUGUGAAGGAUGACUAUGAUUUAUGUAGCGUUUGUUUCUCUAAGAUGGGCAAUGAAGCUGAUUAUACUCGGAUUGACAAAUCUUAUCGAUUCUCUCAUGAAAUGAUCAAGGAUUCUUACCGUGCACAUUCUAGACAACGAUCUUCUCCACACCUUCCACACCUACAUGGUUUUGGAGGGCCAAGUGCAAAGUUAGAGAGUCUUUUUAUUAAAGAUGUUACUGUGUCAGAUGGGACCCUGAUCCCUCCAUCAACCCCAUUUACAAAAAUAUGGCGGAUGAGAAAUAAUGGUGUUACUCGAUGGCCUUAUGGUACACGGCUUGUUUGGGUUGGUGGCUAUCAAUUUGCUAACCUAAACUCGUUUUUAUUGGAGAUUUCAUUUGAUGGGCUUCCUAUGGAGGAGGAAGUUGACAUUGCUGUUGAUUUUGUUUCACCGGCAACACCUGGGCCCUGUAUGUCACACUGGAGAUUGGCAACACCUUCUGGACACAAGUUCGGGGCAGAAGUUUGGGUGUUUAUCCAGGUAGGUACCAGUCAAUGGAGCUCUGGUAGUGGACUGAAUUUGAAUUUACCACCCGAAAGCAGUAUUCAGGGUCAGACUGGAAUUAUCGAUAUUAAUGCAGAUCCAAGUGACAGCAUUUCUCCUGAAUCCUUACUCGACCAUAGUUCAGACAAACUAAUGAAACCAAUGAUUACUGAUGAAACAUCAAAACUUGAUGCUAACCCCAAGACUAACGAAUCCCCCACAGCUGGUGUGGUUCCCCUGUCAGAUCCUAUCAUUGAUUUAAUAGCAUCUGAGGACGACCGUUCUCAACCGCUGCCACUGCCUUCCAUGCCGGUUGACAACACUGUUGAGGAUAAAUUGCUUGAGGAAUUGGAAGAAAUGGGCUUUAAGCAGAUUGAGUUGAACAAGGAAGUUCUCAGGAAAAACAAGUAUGACCUGGAGCAGUCUAUAGAUGAACUCUGUGACUAUGCUGAAUGGUAUCCACUUCUCGAAGAACUUGAGGACAUGGGUUUCACUGAUAGGGUGAAAAACAAGAAGCUUCUCAUAGAAAAUGGUGGUAGCAUUAAGCGAGUUGUGUUGGAUCUCAUUUCUGGAGAAAGAGCUUAGUGGUAUAAUAAUUACGUACGAAGUCUGUAAAUAACUGUGGUUGCUUGGUGAUUAUGGUGCUGGCUUCUCUUUAAAUACACCUUGAGACUAUUUAUUACUAGCUGCAGUAUUAUUUGUUGGCAUCGGAUUUUGGUCCUUUAUUUGCCAGGUAUAUUUUGUGGAUGAUGGUUUUAUCUGGUGUAUUACGAGAAAAGACCACGUAAUUAAUGGUAGAUUGCUUUCUUGUUUGAGACCA
This is a messenger RNA of Zingiber officinale, 2700 nucleotides long. Its product is annotated as protein JOKA2-like. NCBI's taxonomy places the organism in Eukaryota, Viridiplantae, Streptophyta, Magnoliopsida, Zingiberales, Zingiberaceae. Gene Ontology annotation, molecular function: zinc ion binding; protein binding. Bases 180 to 2465 code for a protein of 761 amino acids. The transcript has 7 exons. The record is from RefSeq and is a predicted model, not a curated record.